AGAAUAAUUGUAUUAGUGUGUAUAUUCUUUGUGUUGGGACCUAUCAUUGGUAUCAAAGCCAGGUUACUAAUGGGUACUAACAAAGAGUGUAUUGAGCACUUGAAAUCUAGACUUGGUGUAGUUCACGCAGGACUUCAGCGAAUGGAGGAAGCUAUCAAUCGACUUUCGAGUAUAGUGAUCGUAAACCAGGAAAAUCCUACCCAGGAGAAUCCUAACCACGACAACUAUCACCAAGAAGGCGAUAAUGGGGGUCGGCAGAUCAUUUCCUCCAAAACGGCGAGGCUGGAAUUCCCACGAUUUUCAGGAGAUGACCCAACCGUAUGGUUCAAUCAUGUGGAACAAUUCUUUGAAUACCAAGGCACGGCAGAACACCAAAAGGUUCCCAUGGCUUCUUAUCACCUUGAAGGGGAGGCCAACCAGUGGUGGCAGUGGCUUCGUAAGACGUUACCGAAAGAAGGACAGGUGAUUUUAUGGGAAAGAUUCCAAGAGGAAUUAUGGGCUCGCUUCGGACCAUCAGGCUGUGAAGACUUUGAUGAAGCUCUCUCAAGAAUCAAGCAACUGGGGACGUUGAGAGACUAUCAACGUGAAUUCGAGAAGCUCGGCAACAAAGUAAGUGGAUGGACGCAGAAGGCGUUGGUGGGGACGUUCAUGGGCGGCUUGAAGGCUGAAAUUUCUGAUGGGAUUCGGAUGUUUAAACCGAAAUCCCUCAAGGAGGCCAUCAAUUUAGCACGAAUGAGAGAUGAGUAGCUUGCACGACAGCGGCGGUUC
This is a messenger RNA of Magnolia sinica, 768 nucleotides long. RefSeq lists its product as uncharacterized. Bases 70 to 747 code for a protein of 225 amino acids. NCBI's taxonomy places the organism in Eukaryota, Viridiplantae, Streptophyta, Magnoliopsida, Magnoliales, Magnoliaceae. The transcript has a single exon. The record is from RefSeq and is a predicted model, not a curated record.